GAGAAAACAAUACUACUUUUCUAGGCCCUUUCUCAAAAAAAAAAAAAAAUACUCCUUUACCUCAAUAUAUUGUAAUUACUUUCAACCUUUCUAUCCCCAUCUUUACCUCAUAUAGUUAGUUACUUCUCUCACCUAACUUUUAAAAGUCUCUCUCGCUCACUUUUUUAAUAAAUAGAAAAACCUUAAAACUCUUCAUGAUUUGUAAUAACUAUCUGAUUCUCGCGAAUCAGUGGGUGGGGAGAAUAACAAAUAAUUGAUUCCAUGGGUUGCACAACCUCCAAGCUCGACGAUCUCCCGGCGGUAGCGCUCUGUCUCGACCGUUGCGGUUUCCUCCAAACCGCGAUUCAGCAGCGUUACGCCCUCGCCGACUCCCACCUCGCCUACACUCAAUCCCUCCAAGCAAUCGGCCACUCUCUUCGCACCUUCAUCGAUCAUCACCACAACCGUUUCGCCGGAGCAGACUCUCACGACCCGCCUCCGGAAGAAGUCGACUCACCCAAGGAUUCCGGGUCGGGUCAUAUCGAAUUCGACUCGGAUUCCGACGAAAUCGACUCCUUGCAUCACUCGUCUCCUCUCCAUCACCAUCUCGACGAGGAGGAUCCGGGUUUGACCCGGUACCCGGAUCCGGAUCCUCCUCCGUCUUCUUCGUAUUUGCGUAUGAGCUACAUGAGGAACGGCUCGAUGGCUCCUUCUCUCGUCUACGAGCAGAGACCUUCGAGCCCUCAGAGAGUUUACAAUUACUUGGGCGGAGAAUCGUCAUCCUCUAACUAUGCUCCAUAUCCGAGUUACGGACCUUCGAGACCGCCUCCUCCUCCGCCGCAGCCGCCGAGGUCAGAGGGUUGGGACUUCUUGAACCUUUUCGAUUACGCUGCUCCGUACGCUCUUACUCAGGACUCGAGAGAGGUUAGAGAGGAAGAGGGUAUUCCCGAUUUGGAAGACGAUGAUUUCCAUCGCGAGGUUGUCAAGGAAGUAGUACAUGGCAAGCAGAAACUCGUAGCUCCGGUUAGCGUUGACGACAAGGAAGAGCCGCCAGGUGGUGAUCGUGGUGGUGGUCAGGCUUCUCUGUUUCAGACUAGGCCCAGCGUGUCGGUUGAGAAAGAAGAAGAGGUUCAUGUCGUGGAGAAGAAAGUUGUCGAGAGUGGCGGGGAGGAAGUGCGGAGGAGUAGUGCAGCGCCACGUGGCGGCGGUGGUGUCAGGAGAGGGGUGCCUGAGGUUGCGAAGGAGAUAGAAGCUCAGUUCUUGAGAGCUGCAGAGUCAGCAAGUGAGAUUGCAGUGAUGCUUGAAGUGGGCAAACAUCCUCAUGCUCGCAAACAUGCUUCGUCGAAGCUGAUACAAGAAGUAACUUCAUCGCCCUCUGUGGUGUUGUCGUCUCAACCAUCAACCUCUAAGAAAGCUAAAGCCUCUUCUUCGGCAGCGGCUGCACCUACUUACGCAGAUAUUGAGGCCGAGCUUGCAUUGAGGUCUCGUAAUCUUUCUUCCACAUUGCACAAGCUACACCUAUGGGAGAAGAAGCUCUACGAAGAAGUCAAGGCUGAGGAAAAACUGCGUUUAUUACACGAGAGAAAGUUAAGGAAGCUGAAGCGUAUGGAUGAAAGAGGUACCGAUGCUCCUAAAGUUGAUUCAACAAGAAAAUUUGUGAGAAGUUUGUCCACGAAGAUAAGGAUUGCUAUUCAAGUUGUUGACAAAAUAUCUGUUACAAUCAACAAGAUAAGAGACGAAGAGCUAUGGCUGCAACUGAAUCAAUUGAUCCAAGGGCUUAGCAGAAUGUGGAAGUCAAUGAUUGAUUGCCAUCGAAGUCAGUGUGAGGCUAUUAAGGAAGCCAGAGGGUUAGGCUCCAUCAGAGCGAGCCAAAAACUCCCUGAUGAUCAUCUCGAGGCUACAAGGGUGCUUGGACAUGAACUCAUAAAUUGGAUUCUGAGUUUCUCAAGCUGGGUUAGUGCGCAAAAGGGUUUUGUGAGAGGACUCAAUAGUUGGCUUAUGAAGUGUCUUAUCUACGAACCUGAGGAAACUCCUGAUGGGAUCGUUCCUUUUUCUCCUGGUCGUCUCGGGGCUCCGAUGAUUUUCGUUAUCUGUAACCAGUGGGAGCAAGCUUUGGAUAGAAUAUCUGAGAAGGAAGUUGUGGAGGCCAUGCGCAGAUUCGCCACGAGCGUGCUUCAUCUUUGGGAACAAGAUAGGUUAGAAACGCUGGAGAGGAUGAUAGGGCAUGGUGGUGAGGAACAGCGGAUACAGAAAGAGAUUCAAGAAAUGGAAAGGAAAAUGGUUCUGGUCGGUGGAGGCGAAGAUAACAGUGUUUACCAAAGCGACGCUAGUAGCGAAAGCUUACAGGUUAGUCUUCGGCGUAUUUUUGAAGCUAUGGAGAGGUUUUCAGCGGAAUCUAUGAGAGCUUAUGAUGAUCUCUUGGAACGUGCUGCUGAAAAAGAUAGCAGCUCUCAAGAAUCAGAGGGAGACUAACCAAAAAAAGAUGAUUGUACACUUGUGGAGAUGAUCAUUCUUAUGGCUGGCCAUGGUUGCAUGAACUGCCCUAACUUGGCUCUGUGGAGGUCUGUAGACCGGAGCACCAGACCUGAACCAUCUAUGGUUGUAACUUAACUCACCGGGAAGUUAACAUAUCAUCUUUCUCAAACUCAGGCCAGAACCGGUUGCUGGGACAUGGGAUAAGAGAUGGGUCGAUGCUUGUACUAGUUAAGAACUGGAUGGUUGGCUACAUGCCAUGCUUGAUAACUUGCCACAGAUGUGAAGGAGGGAUGUAUAGACUUCUUCUGUGUUCAUAUUUCCUAACGGUUUCUUGAUAUUAUUAGUUGCACAUAUAAUAACAGAAAAUACUUUGGAAAUGUUAUGAGGGUUCUUUAAAAUC
This is a messenger RNA of Raphanus sativus (radish), 2854 nucleotides long. RefSeq names its product protein ALTERED PHOSPHATE STARVATION RESPONSE 1. The record is from RefSeq and is a predicted model, not a curated record. The transcript is spliced from 4 exons. NCBI's taxonomy places the organism in Eukaryota, Viridiplantae, Streptophyta, Magnoliopsida, Brassicales, Brassicaceae. The coding region runs from base 262 to 2451 and encodes 729 amino acids.